Molecule: messenger RNA, 1276 nt
Organism: Tripterygium wilfordii
Lineage: Eukaryota; Viridiplantae; Streptophyta; Magnoliopsida; Celastrales; Celastraceae
Product: ABC transporter I family member 21-like
Exons: 6
Coding region: 76-972 (298 amino acids)
Molecular function (GO): ATP binding; ATP hydrolysis activity
Source: RefSeq, a predicted model, not a curated record
GCGCAAGAACGAGCGCAUAAAGUCACCGGAGACGACGCGAUUAGCUCCAUCCUACUGGAUUCACGUUGCUCAAAAAUGGCGGACAAGGUUUCAAGAUCGGGAGAGGAAGAAGAGAAUGGGAAAUCGAGCAGUAUCAGCGUGUCUGGCAUGCAAUUCGGAUACGACGGGCAGCCUCCUCUUUUUGUGGAGUUUAACCUUAACAUCUUUCCUGGAUCUCGCUGCCUUCUUGUUGGCGCUAAUGGAUCCGGGAAGACAACUUUAUUGAGAAUUCUGGCAGGUAAACAUAUGGUUGGAGGAAGAGAUGUUGUGAGGGUGCUAAAUCAUUCAGCUUUUCAUGAUACUCAACUGGUUUGUGGUGGUGACUUGGCCUAUUUGGGAGGUUCUUGGAGUAAAACCAUUGGAUCUGCAGGAGAGGUUCCACUCCAGGGAGAUUUCUCUGCAGAACACAUGAUAUUUGGAGUUGAAGGUAUUAAUCCUAUCAGGAGAGAGAAGUUGAUAGAGCUGCUUGAUAUUGACCUGCAGUGGCGAAUGCAUAAGGUAUCUGAUGGGCAAAGGCGCCGAGUCCAAAUAUGCAUGGGUCUUCUUUAUCCAUUUCAGGUUCUUCUGCUAGAUGAGGUUACAGUUGACUUAGAUGUUGUUGCUAGGAUGGAUUUGCUCGACUUUUUCAGGGAAGAAUGUGAACAGAGAGGAGCUACCAUUGUAUAUGCAACCCACAUUUUUGAUGGAUUGGAGACAUGGGCUACCCACCUAGCGUACAUUCAAGAUGGUGAAUUGAGGAGGUCUGAGAAGUUAUCUGAGGUCGAUGAGUUGAAAAGCUCUACCAAUCUGCUUUCUGUUGUUGAGUCAUGGCUCCGUUCGGAAACCAAGCAAGAGAAAAAGAAACCUAUUACUGCAUCUUCCCUGAACCAAAAGACCUCACCCUUUGGUUCUUCGCCUUUCACGUCAUCCAGACAUAUGGCAUACUACCGCUGAUCGCUUAAGUCAGCUAGUUUAUACUUUAUAUGUAGGUUCAAGUUAAAGUCAAGAUACAAGGAAACCUAGAAAGACCUUGUACGUUGCUAGCUGGCCAUUUUUUUUAUUGAGGGUAAUGAAUAAAGGGGCAGGCAAGCGAUAUUCUUUGUGGCUCACCUUGGCUACAUACAGGAUGAACUGAUAGUAUUUCUUGAGCUAAUACUACUGUAAUAAUUUGUUAUUAUUGUUGAUGAAACGAUUAAAUCUUUCAUUUGUAAGAAUAUUAUACGAUAAUAAUUAAUUAAAUUUUCUGGGUUUUCUUCUA